AUGAGAUAUCCGUGUGGCUUAAAAGCUCUUCUGCAGAUGUUUCCUUGCCCAUCCAUUGUGUUGAAAAACCAACUGACUCAGAAAAUGCCAGAAUCUCCUGGAAAGACAGUGUGCACAGGCGAAUCACACAUCCCUUCUGGAACGAUUCAGAGUGGGAAAGGUUUGCAGAGUAAGAGUCAGUUUAGGACCAUUGCGCCAAAAAUCGUGCCCAAAGUCCUAACGUCCAGACUGCUAUCAUGCCAUUCCCCGUCACUCUCCGAGCAGGUGAAUCCAGGACCCUCCACCAACGCCAAGCCCCUGGGGGUGCCUGCCCAAAAUUAUGCUCUGAUGCAGGUUGCUGGACAGGAGGGGACGUUUUCUCUCGUCGCUCUGCCACACGUUGCCUCAGCUCAGCCAGUCCAGAAGCCCAGGCUACCGCUGCCUGAAAAUCUUAAACUGCCUAUUCCCCGAUACCAACCCCCGAGAAACAACAGAGGAUCAAGAAAGAAACCGGUUCGGAGCUCCUCUGAGAGUGGCGGUGGCAUACCUCCUGCCCAAACGCAAACGUCCUCCACCCCACCUGACCAUACCGAACCCCUGCACAAAGCCAGCCCCUUGGAGCAGGCGCCGUCACGAGCCCAAGCCCCAGCCGGCAUCAGCUCGGCACCACCAGCCAACCAAGGUGGCCCCGGAGACUCUCCACCUCCGGUGGCCAGUGACUGUGGAGAUCCGAGCCCUCCUGCCGCCCCGACACCGUCCACACCAGAGGAGCCCUCUGCCAAGCAGGACCUCACAAAGACUUCAGGGAAAGCAAACUUGGCGACCAGGAAAACCUGCAGUAAGCCUUCUUCCGUUGCCAGUGGAAAACUGAAAGAACAAGUCGAUCUUGCAAAAGCCAUGACCAUUUUAUCACCAGCUGUUUUUGGCAACACAGUUCAGCUCAUCUCUCCAGUCCCCAAAGGUAAACUGCCGAUCCUCCCGUAUGCCAGAAUGAGAACAGCAGAGGUUUGCAGAGGUCCCUCAGAGGUUACCACCGCAAACGGUUCUCUGCCUGGGCUCAGGGCCGCCUGUGAUCAGACCUCCUCCACCACGGAAGGCUUUCAGGCAGCCACCAAAAUGGUUGGCAAGACACCUGCUCUGCAGUCAUCAAAGCAGAGUCCCUGCGAGAGUGCUUUUUGUCCCGCCGCCAGGCUGGAUCUCAGCCACAAAGCAAAACUGAACAGCGGGGCGGCAAAGAGAAGAGUACGUAAACGAAAGGUACCGGAGGAAAUGUUGGCGUUUCAGGGGAAAAGGAGGAAGUGUAUCAUUAAUAAGUGUAAAGAGAGUAAAGAAAGAGUGAAAACCGAUCCCCAAGAAUCCAGAGACCAAAAACCGGGGGCUCUGAAGAAAUACCGCAGCAUUAUGCCUAAGCCUGUGAUCGUGGUGCCCACUCUGGCUCCCGUGGCUUCUCCAGCAGGUGCGUUACAGCCCCACACACCCAGCAGCCUGGCACAGGACGUUCUGUUGGGUAAUUCACUCACUCCUAAGUAUCUGGGCUGGAGGCAGGAUGGCGGCGCCUCUGCGAAGCCCAGCUCUGUGCUGCGGAAUGGCUUCCCCGGCAUCAAGAAGCCUUGGCACCGGUGCCACGUCUGCAACCACCACUUCCAGUUCAAACAGCACCUCCGGGACCACAUGAACACACACACGGACAGACGGCCUUACAGUUGUCGGAUCUGUCGCAAGGCGUACGUGCGGCCCGGCAGCCUGAGCACGCACAUGAAACUCCACCACGGUGAGAACCGUCUCAAGAAACUCGUGUGCUGCGAAUUUUGCGCCAAGGUGUUCGGCCACGUCAGAGUCUACUUUGGCCAUCUAAAAGAAGUGCACCGGGUCGUCAUCAGCACCGAGCCCUCCCCCGGGGAGAGGCCGCCGGGGGACGUGCCGAAGAACAGGGGCCUGAGCACGCGAGGGCCGGAGGGAUCCGUGGAGAGGGAAAACAAGUCGAGCCUGGAAGAAGACCUCCUCCUCACCCAGGCAGAUGAAGUCAAGUUGCAAAUCAAAUGUGGCCGCUGUCAGAUCACUGCUCAGUCUUUGGCUGAAAUCAAGUUUCAUUUACUUUACAUCCAUGGAGAGGAAAUUCAGGGCCGGCUGCAAGAGGAGAUCCUACCAGGAAGCAGAGGCGCUCAGGAGGACCUGGUGAAACACGCUGCUCCUUUCUGGAAACAGCAUCCUGAAAGAAGAAAGCUACUUAACAAGCACGGCCCCCCUGAUGAGGAGUUCCCCACAUUUCCCAAACUGAAAAGGCAGCUCUGCCUUCAUCCCCAGAAGGAUAUGGAAAUCCUCAGGAAGGCUGAAGGAGCCCAGGCAGGACCCAGCGAGACGGGGGCGGGUCCCAGCCCCCACGCCCCCCAACUUCGGUCCCAUUCAGGCUUUAACUGCGUCUUGUGCACACAGACACUGCCAAGGAAGGAAGAACUCCUCCUGCACUGGGAGCAGCAACACAACUGUGAGGACCCUCCCAAGCUGUGGAUGAUUUUAAACACCCUCUCCCACCAGGGAGUGAUCGGACUUUCUGGCAAAACUGAACAAUGA
Odobenus rosmarus divergens (Pacific walrus) is the source of this 2550-nucleotide messenger RNA. It is a transcript of the gene ZNF438, whose product is annotated as zinc finger protein 438. Gene Ontology annotation, cellular component: nucleus. Bases 1 to 2550 code for a protein of 849 amino acids. The transcript has 3 exons. Gene Ontology annotation, molecular function: sequence-specific DNA binding; DNA-binding transcription factor activity, RNA polymerase II-specific. NCBI's taxonomy places the organism in Eukaryota, Metazoa, Chordata, Mammalia, Carnivora, Odobenidae. The record is from RefSeq and is a predicted model, not a curated record. Gene Ontology annotation, biological process: regulation of transcription by RNA polymerase II.